AUACAUUAUAGCUUGAGACCAACGUAGCUGAAUCAAAGAUUGAGACUUGCAGAAACUUAGUUUAUUAACAAUGGCAGAUGUUACGUUUAUUUGGGAUUUAGUGAAAGAAGCUAUGGCCAUUGUGGGAAAAAGUCUAGAAUACAAGAGCACUCGCAAGAACCUCGAGUCAGCCGUUAGGGAUUUGAGUCCAAGGCUUGAAAAGAUCGAACAAGCCAUGAGGCAGAUGGAUCUCCCAACUGAACAUAUAGAGAAAUUGAAGGAGAAAUUAGCAGAAAACAAAGAAGCUCUUGGAAAGCACAAAAUCCGUUGGUGGAGUUGCGUCCUUGCCCCAUAUUCUCAGACCAAACUAGACGAAGGGUUGACUUCCCUAGAAAGGUUAAUCUCUGUCGAGACACAAAUUCUCAUGCUUCAGCAUUUGACUGACAUCCUCUCCAUUCUGAGUUCUCAAGGUCAUCGUCCCCUUGGAGGCCCAACCAAUUCAGCUCACGACACAUAUAAUGCCGGGACGACACAGAUAUUCAAGGAUCAUCUUGAUGAUGGACACUCCCAAUUUACAGUAGGAUUGAAUGGUGAUUCCAUGAAAGGGUUGAAGCGCAAGCUGCUUCAUGGUGAAGAGCAAGUUCUGAACUUGUAUGGUUUACCAGGAUCCGGGAAGACCACUAAGGCUAGAAAACUGUGUCUUGAUCUCCAAGUCAAAGGUAAAUUCAAGUCCAAUGUGAUCUUUGAGACGUUGGGUUCACAGAUUCAAGGCAACGAGUUAAUCUGCAAGUUGCAGGAUCAACUGUCAAAAUAUGGGGAAAAUGCAGUACUGUUGGUAUUGGAUGAUGUUUGGCCCCACUCAGAAAAUAUGGUUGACAAGUUACGCCUAAGAUCAUCAGAAUCUAGAAUUUUGGUGACUUCAAGAGCUCAAAUCAGAACAGUAAAAGCCCGGUUCCCUAUGGAUCUGCUCUGUAAGGAAGAUGCAGAAAAACUUCUCCGUCACUUCGUUCGAUCGAGUGACAUCGAUUUUGAUGAGCCAGAAAGACGUAAAAUUCUCCUCCAGAUAGUUGACGGUUGUGAGGGAUUACCAUUGGCUAUUGAGUUCAUCGGAGGCAAACUAAGAGGGAAAGAUAUCGAAGCGUUUCAAAAGGUGCAAUUAGAAUGGUCGCGAGGUGAUUCAAUUCUUGAUUCGCAUACAGAGUUGCUUGGCCAUCUCCAAAAUACAUUGAAUCUUUUGGUAGAUGAAUCCAUCAUGGAGUGUUUUAUGGACCUUGGGUUAUUUCCCGAAGAUCAUAAAGUCCCCAUUACUGCAUUGAUAGAUAUGUGGAUUGAACUGUAUGAACUAAAUGAGUCAAGAGGCAUAGAUGCAAUAAUCUUCAUCAAAGAAUUGGUAGCCAUGAAUUUGGCCGCUGGCAUCAAAAUUAGAAGGAUAGUUGGAAUGGACGUGGACAAUUAUUACAAUAACGACUUCCUCAUGCAGCAUGAUCUUUACAGAGAGCUAGCCAUCCGCAUAAGUGAACAAGAACCAGUAGAGAAGAGAAGGAGACUGAUCAUUGACAUGUCAAAUGAUCCUCCGAAAGGGUGGCCCCAGCAACAACAAAGUUUAGCUGCUUCUAUCCUGUCAAUAUCAACAGAUAAAAUGGUCGCUCCAGGUUGGUGCAACAAUAUACAAGCACCUGAUGCUGUGGUUCUGAUCUUGAACCUUAACACUGCAGAAUAUACUUUACCUGAAUUCAUUAAGGAAAUGGGAGGCCUGAAAGUUCUUAUAGUCACCAACUGUGGUUUCUGUACCAGUGACUUGAGAAACCUGGAGCUACUUAGUUCCUUAUUGAGCCUUAAAAGAAUCAGAUUGCAGCAAGUUUCAAUUCCAUCCCUGUGUGAUCUGAAGAAUGUGCAGAAGCUAUCACUUCACAUGUGUCAAGUGAAGAAUGCUUUCGAGAACACUUCUAUUGACUUCUCAAAAGCAAUGCCAAAACUGGAAGACUUGAGCAUUGAGUAUUGUAAAGACUUGGUCAAGUUACCAACCGGGCUCUUCAAUAUCGUCGCCCUCAAGAGCCUCACUGUAAGUAACUGUCACCAGUUUAUUGGACUGCCUGAAGAUAUUGAAAAGCUUGAGAAUUUGAAAACACUAAGGAUUAGUUACUGUGCUAAUAUUGAAGAAAUGCCAGAGUCAAUCACAAAGCUGAAAAGUCUAAGCCUUCUGGACAUAUCAUUCUGUGUGAGCCUUAAAAAGUUAUCAGAAGAAAUUAGUAAGCUGCAGAGUCUAACAAAGCUUUAUGUGACGGGCUGCCCAGUACGUGCAUUGCCUGACUCAGUCAUGGGUUUUGAGAAGUUGGAGAGUGUUAUAUGCGAUGAGUAUGCAUUUUCCUUUUGGGAAGUUAUAAAAUUGCGCUUUUCUGGGCUGAACAUAAAGGUUGCCACCAUGGAUAUUAGCUUGAACUGGCUUUCCUGAUUUUUAGCUCCUUAAGUUCCUUCCUUUAAAUUGUAAAACCUAGAUCUCAGGUUUAGUCGUUUCCUUUCUUAGUUGUUGCUUGAAUAAGCAAACUUGUACAACUUUGUUGGGCUUGAAAACUACGAGACUUUUGUUUGUGCACUGCACUAUAUAUAA
Messenger RNA from Neltuma alba, 2587 nucleotides. RefSeq names its product putative disease resistance protein At5g47280. The transcript is spliced from 5 exons. The record is from RefSeq and is a predicted model, not a curated record. Lineage: Eukaryota; Viridiplantae; Streptophyta; Magnoliopsida; Fabales; Fabaceae. Gene Ontology annotation, molecular function: ADP binding. The coding region runs from base 71 to 2431 and encodes 786 amino acids.